AUGUUCACCAAUGUUAGGUUGGCUGAUCCAGAUGGAUAUUUUCAGGCACAACAUUUGGUUACGAACUUACUUUUAUUUGAUACGGCUGUGAUCAUGCCUGAUCUAGCCGGCUUUAAUGAUGCCAUGGGCGGUACCUCUCCACGCAUGACGAUUGGUGGCAGCGGAUCUGGAAAGCUCCACCCAUUCUCUUCUCCAUUAACGAAGGCCGAAAAUCGAAGGUCCAAGAACCACUUCUAUGUCCUGACGAACGGUUGCGAGCAACGUCUUGAGUUGCCGACCUCUUCGACACCUUCAUAUGGGCUGCGGAGCCAGAUCUAG
Messenger RNA from Dibothriocephalus latus, 318 nucleotides. Lineage: Eukaryota; Metazoa; Platyhelminthes; Cestoda; Diphyllobothriidea; Diphyllobothriidae. The record is from the annotation of a GenBank genome assembly.